Messenger RNA from Trichomonas vaginalis G3, 729 nucleotides. RefSeq names its product organellar and viral DNA polymerase type B. The transcript has a single exon. The record is from RefSeq and is a predicted model, not a curated record. Lineage: Eukaryota; Parabasalia; Trichomonadida; Trichomonadidae. Bases 1 to 729 code for a protein of 242 amino acids.
AUGGAGGACCUCAUCGACCAUUUGCCUAAACUACCUGAAAUUCAGCAGCAAAAACUAACUAUUCCUGAAUUCGACGAAAUUGAAGUCAAAGCAACUGACUCAGUAGAAAUUAAGAAAUUCAUACGUAAAGUAAAUUAUGAAUUCCUUGGUUUUCAUUGCAACCAUAAAGUUAUGGACAAAGAUUGCGACAUGGUUUAUAAAAAUAUUUCUGACCUUUACAAAUCCGAAGAAUUUAAGACAUACGAUAACUUUGUUUCAUUAGUUGCAAAAUGUGUUUGGGAAAUAAGAGAUAAAGAUAGAAGAGGCAAAGUAUGGAACGAACAAAUAAGACCCGCUAUGUUUGAGAUGAAGAGAGCAAUUGACGCUUUAGUUGUUUUAGCUGGUAAUGUUUCAAUGUAUAACGCAAAAACGAUGCCGCAAUGUUCAAAAUGUAAAGCAGCAAUAAGAAAAUAUAACUACUCAGUCAAAGAGAUAGAAAGAAUGCGAAACGACUAUGCAGACUUAAAGAAAGAAGCAGAAAAGCCAGCAGAAGAUAAAAUGGAUAUGUUGACAUUUCUUAAUAAAAACUAUCCAACAGCAGAAGAUUUCCUUCUGUCUGACGUCAAGAAGAAAUAUAAAGAGACUUUCGGCAUGAUUAAAACAUUCAAUGUACUAAAAGAAGAAAUAGAAGCUACGAAAUUGUUUAGGAUUUCAAAUAUACAUCGUACAAUUCAUGUAAAACGCUUGUGA